Molecule: messenger RNA, 1196 nt
Organism: Larimichthys crocea (large yellow croaker)
Lineage: Eukaryota; Metazoa; Chordata; Actinopteri; Sciaenidae
Product: general transcription factor II-I repeat domain-containing protein 2A
Exons: 2
Coding region: 1-1161 (386 amino acids)
Molecular function (GO): protein dimerization activity
Source: RefSeq, a predicted model, not a curated record
AUGACUGGAGCGCACAGGGGCUUUGUGGCGUUGCUGCAGAAAUCACUCGAGAAGCUGCUGACUUUUCACUGCAUCCUGCACCAAGAGGCAUUGUGCGCGAAAACUUUCCCUCCAAAAUGCACAGAGGUCAUGAAUGUUGUCAUUCAAAUUGUCAAUAAAAUAAUGGCAAAUGGUUUAAAUCACCGCCAAUUCCGUGCAUUAUUGGAUGAUGGGAGAGACCACUACUCUGAUCUGCUGCUGCACAACAGAGUCCGGGGCUGGUGGCUGUCCAGAGGAGAGGUGCUGAAACGUUUUGCUGCAUGUCUGGAAGAGAUGAAAACUUUCAUGAGAAGCAAAGGACUCUCCUUUCCUGAGCUGGAACAGCCAGAGUGGCUGGAAAAGCUGCACUUCAUGGUGGACAUGACAGCACACCUGAACACGCUGAACACGACUCUUCAGGGGAGAGGAGCCACAGCGCUAAACAUGCUGGAGGAGGUGUUGGUGUUUGAGCGCAAACUGACAGUUUUAGCCAGAGAUUUGCAGAGAGGCACACUGUCUCACUUCCCCUCUUUAAGGGAGUUCAAACAAGAUCACAAGCUGAUCAAUUCAGAGUAUUUGCAGUCUGCAAUCACCACAAUGCAAGCGUCAUUUGAAAAACGAUUCCAUGAGUUCAGAGAGGAAAAAACAACAUUGUCCUUCCCCGUCACUCCCCUAAACAUCGAUCCAUCCCUGCUAAAUGUGACUGCAUUUGCAGGUGUAAGUCAACCUGAUCUGGAGCUGGAGUUGGCUGACAUAGCUGACAAAGACAUGUGGGUAUCCAAAUUCAAACGCUUGACAUAUGAUCUUAAAGAUGUUGCCCGUCAGAAGGCCACUCUUGCUCAGAAUCACAAAUGGAGUGAUAUUGAGAACCUUCCAAGACCGGACAAACUCGUGUUUGAAACCUGGAAUGCCAUCCCCGACACCUACAUGAACAUGAAGAAAUAUGCCUUUGGAGUCCUGUCGAUCUUCGGAUCCACAUAUGCAUGUGAGCAGCUAUUCUCCACCAUGAACUACAUUAAAAACAAACACCGUUCACGCCUCGCAGAUGACAGCUUACAGUCAUGCGUAAAGAUGAAAGUGACUUCGUACAGCCCCGAUUUGCAGACGCUGAGCGCAGAGGUACAGGAGCAGAAGUCCCAUUAACCAGGUCAAGGUGCCGCUACAUACCCUGAAUGUGG